Messenger RNA from Penicillium argentinense, 315 nucleotides. RefSeq lists its product as uncharacterized. NCBI's taxonomy places the organism in Eukaryota, Fungi, Ascomycota, Eurotiomycetes, Eurotiales, Aspergillaceae. The record is from RefSeq and is a predicted model, not a curated record. Bases 1 to 315 code for a protein of 104 amino acids. The transcript is spliced from 2 exons.
AUGGCUAUCCAGAUCCCAGAUGCGGACAUUUUGCAAUGCCGUUUGACGCCAAUACUUUCCGAUUAUGCUAAGGAGAAGUGGAUGCCUAUGCUCAUUAAGAUCGCCGGGGAACAAAAGGACCCACUAGGAAUUUUAAUACAUAUUCAACUUUCCGCGAACGACGUUUUAGAGGGACUGCCACCGAUUAUAUCCAAUCUCCCAGGUCACGAGUUUAUAGUAACAAAACCGCUUUUUGCUGCCUUCUUCCCCGACGAGAAGACCGGACAAGAAGAAUGGGAGAAAUUACCACCAACAGUCAAGGGUGAAGCCAUGUGA